AUGUUCAAUGACUCCUCAUCACCCUCUUCCAAUCUUCAUCAAGGCAACCACAUAAAGACAACUUGUUGUGGUUACCAUGAUAAUGAGGGUGCUACAUCUUCUUCAUCCUUGCAUGGAGUUGAGGGAGACGAAUCAUUCAAUCAUCAUCGGAAUGUACUACUUUCAUCGGAUCAACAAGAAGCAAGCCUUGAUUCAGAGGUUUUUUUACAACAGAAUCAUUCUGCAUCAUCUGGUAAUCAUAAUGAUGAUGAUGAUGAUAGUAUGAUAAGAAGGGUUUUGAAAUUAUUGAAUUUAACUCCAGAGAGAUUUCCGAGCGAAAGGCUUGCUUUGGUUGAAUUGAAACAUGUGUUUGAUAUGAAUGAGGAACCUUUUGUCAUUUUGAACAAGUACCUUCUUGAUGACAAUAUAUUUCUUCCCAAUAAUAACGACGAUACUAAUAGCAGUAAUCAAGUUGAAAAUGGUUUGAACAGUCAUAGGAAUGGAAAGCAUGAAAAGAUCAUUUCAAAGCAAAAUUCUGAAUAUUUACAACAAAUUGGAAGAACAUUGAGUUAUAUUUUGAGUCGUGUUUUUAAGGAAAAGAAGUGUUAUCAUCGAAGAGAUUUACCAACAAUAUGGAUUGAAGCUAGGAAAUUGUUUUUUGAUUAUUGCAAUGAAAUUGAUCCAUCUUUGGACGACUCGACUGUUCCUGUUGAAAAUACGCAAGCAUGCAAUAACCACAGCAACCACACGAAAACAUCGGAAUUUAUGGAUGGAUCCCUACCUUGUCAUGAGGCUUUGAAAUUAUCGUCACAAUCGCUACUGGAUUAUUUGCGAGUUGUCAAUUUGGAAAAUUGCUGGAAAUUAUAUUGUGAGGAAUUGUGGUGUCGACUCUACCAAUUUACUGACUAUGCAAAAUUUAGUGAGGUUCCACCUCUAAACACAGCACAAGGCGUCAACCAAGAAACCAAAACACAAAGUGCAAAGUCUUUAGAAGAAAUUAUGCAAUUCAUUGAAAAUGACUCUAGUGAGACGAACAAGAGCGUUGAAAAGAUGAGCAAAAAAGAGAUGAAGCGACUGAGAAACAAAAUGCUCAAGGAUGCUAAAAAACAAAACAAAGCAAGUUCUAGUGAUAAUAACGCAGAGAAUUCUGAUGACAAAUCUGGUAUUUUGCAACAAGAUUGGCUCACAAAAAAGAAUGGAUUCUUCAUGCCAAAACAAUGUCUCGACAAUGUGAGAUAUUUCGUGUGGGGAUAUCAUCACGCUUUUGAAAGUGAUUGGUACAUGAAGGACAUACUCGAUUUACACUUCUCUCAAGGCAGUAAUCCAUUUUCAAGAUACAACAAUAUUGUUCUACUCGAUUUGGAUAAUGUGGGACAGUCCAUCUUCUUGUUGAGAGAAAGAAACUUUGAUUAUGGCAAAGAUUGUCUCAUGAUUGGAAUUGCUGGGCCUAAAUAUUCCACGUCGCUACGAGUCUCUGAAGAAGUUCUUCGUGAGAGAGAGUCCAGCUUGCAUUUUGUUAAAAUUAGAAUGCUCGAAGAGAAUGGUUGUAUUGGAAUGAACGCUUUUGAAAAGUACUUGUUCGAUUUCUAUGAUAGAGGUUACUUCAAAAAGUAUAAGGACGCAGCAGAUUACUUGCUAGGUUGCUUGGCAGGAGCGUUGCAUCGUGUGACAGACAUACGGACAAGAAUUUUUAUUGUUAGCAAAGAUGAUGGAUUGAGGCACAUUCAAAAAAGUUUAAUUAUUAGAGGCAGACAUUCCUAUUUGGUGACCUCUCAAGAAUCUUUAAUGUACACUCUUGAUAAUUAUUUAUUUUCAAACUCUGCACAAUGGGAUCGGUUGAGUCGCGAGAUUGAACCAACCUUGACAAAAUUUCAUUCAUAUUCUCUCGAUGAUCUUGCAUCGACAAUUUCAGAACAAACCUCUAGUCACAUUAACAAGAACGAAUCGAUCGAUAUUGACGAGUUGAGUGAGUCCAAAGUGAGUGAUGAAGAAAAAUUGCGGGUCUACAGUAGCACUACUGGAGUUUCGUUCGAUCGAGAAGUUCAUGAAAAGAUUUUGGGCGAUUAUAUUCUGGAAUAUUACGAAAAACAAAGUGCUGGCACUCCAAUUCGGUUAGAUUCGAUUCGAAUUAAGGGAAGACGGUUUUCAUAUCAAGGAUGGCAAGGCAUUGGUAAAGUUUUAUUCCUUCCUCAUGUCGAUAUUACCAUGUUAACAGAAAUUGAUGUUAGAGGUUGUAGAAUUGAAGAUGACGGAGCCAUUCAACUUUUCGAAGCAGUUAAAAAGUGUCACUGCUUAACAUUGAUCGAUGUUGGAGCAUGUUUUUUGACAGACAAGUGUGCUCGUGCCAUUGCCAGUUAUUUAUCGAGCGAGAAUUGCUCUCUUCAAACAUUGGAUCUUCGAUGGAACUCUAUUGGAGCCAAAGGAGCGAAAACCAUCAUGGACUCUCUUGAAUUCAACACCUCACUCACUGCUAUUUCUUUUCGAUUGAAUCCUAUGCAACACGUUGGUGCAAAGUAUGUCAUACGAAAAGCACUCGAGUAUGCUGCAGGUGAGAGAUUUGGUAUCACUGUCGAUGUCAGACAGACCUGUAAGAAUGAUGACUUGGGUUUUAUUUUCCAUGACAUGUACGAAAAUGCUGUCAUUGACAAUGGUAAAAGAGGACCAUUUGCUGCGCCAGUUGUUUUAGAUUUGUGUGGCAAUGAAAUUUAUCCAAAUGGCAGCGUUCAUUUGGCAAAUUUUUUGAAAAAGAGUUCUCUCAAUAGCGCGCAACUUCAUUUCGAAAUUACACAACUCAUUCUUGACUACAACAAUUUAGGAGAUCAUGGAACUGAAAUACUAGCAAAGGGACUGAUGCACUCCAAGUCAAUUCUUGUAUUGACUCUAGGAAGAAAUUACAUCAAUGAGAAGGGUGGAAUUUGCCUCGCUGAAUUCCUAAAAACCAAUCAUUCACUCACUUACUUGGAUUUACAAAAAAACAAGAUUGGAGAAUUGGGAGGAUUUGCCAUCGCGAAUGCACUUCGACAAAAUCAAGUAUUAACACAUCUCAAUUUGAAAUCCAAUUACAUUGGAGAUUGGGGAGUUUUGGCAUUUGCAAACAUGUUCUCUCCAUUGAAUUACAUUUAUCAGAGACAGGUCAGCAACAUCGAUGACACACUCACAUCUUCUCAACAACAAGACUACAAUUCAACUCUCAUUCAAUUAGAUUUAACAAAUAAUAGAAUGACCAACACGAGUGCCAAAUAUUUAGCUGAAUCUUUGAAAGCGAACUCUUCUCUCUGUAGAGUCAAUUUCAGCAACAAUCCAGACAUGCUCUCAGAUUCAAUCAUUAAUCUAGUGAAAGGUUUUUAUUCACAACCCACGAGUGAAUAUCAAGAUUUAAAUUGUGGUUCAUGGUGGCUCGAACUAGCCGAUUGUUCUCUCAAAGAUAAGGCCAUGCAAUGUUUGGAGAGGUUUUUACAAAAACCACUUUCACAUUUAUUCAUUAGCGGAAAUGUUAUGGGUGACGUUGAUUAUUCACACGAAGUUCGUUCCAUCAUUCAACAAUUUUAUCCAUACAAUGACAUUUUUUCUGAUAAUAAUUCCAUCAUUUUCAUGAAUAACAUGUUUCAUCAUUUAGCAGAGUCAUUGAUUUGUGUGGAUUUGAGAUCAUCCUCAAUUGGAGAUGACGAUUUACCAUUAUUAUUUAAUGAUCAAUCCAUUCUGCUCGAUCGAUUGCAUUCAAAAAGAAAAGCCUCAAAUAUUUACUACUUGAAUCUUGCAGGAAAUAAUAUUACUCAAAAAGGAGGAGCACUUCUUAAACGAAUGCUCCAAUACAACACCUCAAUCACGUGCUUAAUUUUGAAUUAUAACUCACUGGGCGAUGUUGGACUACGAGACAUGAUCGAAGGCAUCGCUGAUGGCCAAAACCACACCCUGACAAGUCUUUCCAUCCGCAAGAAUGACAUUACCGAUGUUGGAGCAUUGUUGAUUUCAGAGUACAUGAAAAAGCAGAAGGAAAAUGCAAUGAUUGGCUCGUUUGAUUUAGAAAGCAAUCUCAUUACGGAUGUGGGCGCCGAGUAUUUGAGUGCUGGCAUUUCUGAUCCUGACUAUUCUGCCAUUUACUUUUUAAGUGUUGAAAGAAAUGCAUUGACAGGAACUGGAAACAGGAUUCUUCUGCAAAGUGCCUCUCGAAAAUUGACCUCAGAUACAAAUUCAGGCAUUUUCCAAACCAUUCACUUGAGUGUGUAG
Messenger RNA from Naegleria lovaniensis, 4206 nucleotides. RefSeq lists its product as uncharacterized. The record is from RefSeq and is a predicted model, not a curated record. Gene Ontology annotation, molecular function: small GTPase binding; GTPase activator activity. Gene Ontology annotation, cellular component: cytosol; nucleus; perinuclear region of cytoplasm. Gene Ontology annotation, biological process: activation of GTPase activity; nucleocytoplasmic transport. The coding region runs from base 1 to 4206 and encodes 1401 amino acids. NCBI's taxonomy places the organism in Eukaryota, Heterolobosea, Eutetramitea, Acrasida, Naegleriidae. The transcript has 3 exons.